GGCCGACAGUCACAACCCGACACAACAGUUAACGUAGUAGGCAGUAGUGGUUUAGUGAUCGUUUGUACGUAUGAUUUCACGUAAUUUGUGGACAUUAUUGUGAAAUUUGCCCAAAGAUUUUGUCAUAAUCGCACCUUAAAUUUCUGCUCACAUCAUGCGUUUAUAUUCUGGAGUAGGAAAGGUUCUGCCCUUCGUGCUCUUCUUAAUUAUCCUGCAGGAGGCAGUGAGCCCACCUGUGACUCAAAAGAAGAAGGGCCAUGAAGACAACAAGAUUGAUGAUACAGAUGAAGAAGACCCAGGUGGCCUUCAGAUUGAAUAUAACCGAUACCUGAAAGAAAUAGUCACAGCAUUGGAGAGUGACCCAGAAUUCAAAUCAAAGCUGGAGAAAGCUGAAGAAAGUGAUAUUCGGUCAGGGAAGAUUGCUAGUGAGCUGGAAUAUGUGAAUCAUCAUGUUCGAACCAAGCUUGAUGAAAUUAAACGUACCGAGUUGGAACGGCUCCGUCACCUUGCUACGAAGGAAUAUGAGCUGCGCCAUGGAAUGGACACAGAACACUUGAAGAUAUCGCCAGAGCACCUUGAUCUUUCAAAUCCACAUACCUUUGAGAUUGAAGAUUUGCGGAAACUCAUUUUAAAGACAACUGCAGACAUAGCUGAGGCUGACAGAAAGCGCCGUGAAGAAUUUAAGGAGUAUGAAAUGCAGAAGGAAUUUGAAAAGCAAGAGAAACUGAAGGCAUUGGAUGAAGAGCAUAAAAAGCAGAUGGUUAAGGACUUGGAGGAACAAGAACAGAAGCACAAGCAGCACGAGCCACUACACCAUCCAGGCAGCAAACAGCAGCUUGAGGAGGUGUGGGAGAAGCAGGACCAUAUGGAUAAUCAGGAGUUCAAUCCAAGAACAUUUUUUCAUUUGCAUGAUUUAGAUGGCAAUGGUGUGUGGGAUGCAGAUGAAGUAAAAGCACUGUUUCUUAAGGAGCUAGAUAAGAUGUACACUCCGGGUGCAUCAGAGGAUGACAUGCGUGAACGCAUCGAGGAAUUAGAACGUAUGAGAGAGCACGUCUUCAAGGAGGCUGAUACAAACAAGGAUGGACUUAUUAGCUAUGAAGAGUUCCUAGCACAGACCCAGAAACCCGAGUUUGAGAAGGAUCCUGGCUGGGAAGGUCUGGACGAGCAGCAGAUCUAUACCCAAGAUGAGUACAGGGCGUUUGAGAUGAGACGACAGGAGGAAAUACAGAGGUUGAUAGCCCAAGGGGUGAUACCACCCUAUCCCAACGGCAUGCCCCCACCACUGCACGGCAUCCCCCCACCACACACUGGAUACCAACAAGGUGCUCAAGGGCAGCAGUACUACCAACAGCAAUUCCCCUCACAGCACCAUCCUGGUUCACAACAGGUACCGCAGUAUGGUGGCCACAUGUCUCAUCCUAACCAGGUACCACAGGGUCAGAUGUAUGCUAACCAGGUACCACAGGGACAGGUGUAUGCUAACCAGGUACCACAGGGUCAGAUGUAUGCUAACCAAGUGGCACAGGGUCAGAUGUAUGCACCAGGCCAGAUGUACCCUGGUCAGGUACCACCUCAAGUUCAUCCAGGACAAGUGCAACCCCAGGCUCAACCUGGAGAAGUUCCACCCCAGGCUCAACCCAGACAAGUGCCACCCCAGGCUCAGCCCGGACAAGUUCCACCCCAGGCUCAGCCCGGACAAGUACCACCCCAGGCUCAGCCCGGACAAGUACCACCCCAGGCUCAGCCUGAACAAGUUUCGCCCCAGGCUCAGCCCGGACAAGUGCCACCCCAGGCUCAGCCCGGACAAGUUCUGCCCCAGGCUCAACCAGGACAAGUGCCGCCCCAGGCUCCACCUGGACAGGUGUCACCCGAGGUUCAACGAGAACAAGUAAAUCCGGGCCAGAAAUCAAUACAGCCACCGCAGAGACAAAACAGUAAUAUUAAUCUGCUGCCCCAACAUGUGCCCCAGCCAGCUGAACAUUUGAGGGAUCCAAUUGAUGUGAAUCAGUUGAGGCAGGGUGAAGGUAAUGCAGCUAACAAUCCACCACCACAGGCGCAAAAAGUUCCGUAAUCCAGCGCUUUUGUGCAUAGUUGUAGAAAUGGCAGUAUUGUACUGCAUUAGGCAGCAUGUAUUAGUGUCAGAUCAAGUGUAAACACCUCAUCCUAUGAUUGAGUCACAGCAAAAGUGGAGGAUAGAUCAUACAGGGAUUAAAAGAACCUUUUCAGGGUCAUGAACACAAAUAUUUGCCCUGUCGCAAGACACUCAUAAUGAGUCAUGUGUCAGUUUCUGCCACAUAAACAUCUUUUAGUCCCCUAUAUAUGUUGACAAGUGGUCAAAAUCCAAAGCUACUGCUGUGUUUUGUCUCUCCCUUGCAACUACUUUGAAGAACGUACCAUGAACAGACAACCACCGGAAUGACAUGUAGAUAAUCAUGGCUGCAGCUUCCAUUUCUACGUAAGCACAUUAUAAAUGAACUGCAGAACAUCUUAUGAGCAGUGAGUGUUAGAGCAUUUAGAAUCCUUUUCUCCCUCUCCUCUUCCUGUUCUCUCUAAUGUUGUGAAAUGCCAGACCCGACGGGUACAUGAACACAGAACUGUGAAAAGAUUACUGUUCUGGACAGUCUGUACUCCAGCAAUGGCACUUAAACAUUAGGCAUUUUGUACAGUGUAAAAAAAAAGAACUCCUUAUGUAGAAGUGAUGUUUGUCUGUCUGUCCAUCUGUGACAUAGUAUCAGUGCAAAGACUGGUGAACAGAUUUUCUUAAAAUCUGAUAUGCUAGACUUUCACAACAAGUUGUCAGGCAAUUCCAGUUUUGGGCAUAUUGAUUUCACAACAAAGCCUAGAGUACAUAUGGUCAGAAAUUGAUUUUUUCCAUGUAUCCCCAAAAACCCUUAAAUAGAUUUUGUUUAAAUUUAAUAUAGGAGGCCAACUAAUUUACAUUUCAUUAUUCCCAUUUUAAGUAAGAUUAAUGCCAUUGGUAAUAUUGUAUACCAUCUUGUCUUUACUUCUGAAACGGAAAUGGACAGUGAAUGUGACAGAGUGUUCUGUCACAUUCUGACAUGUGACUUAUCUGGUGCUAUUACAUUAGUUUUGGUGUAACAUUCUACCAGAGGUGAUAUAGCUCAUUCAGGUAAUGUGAAAUCAUUCUGUGAAAUGAGUGAGGGUCACAAUGGGUCUAGAAUGGACUGCAUAAACAUUAGCAAAGAUGGUAGCUCUUUCUCUUCAGUGUUAAAUAUGAACAAGGUGCUUUCUGAAAUUUGAAAAGUGUGGUCAUCUAGAUUGUAAUGCUGUGUAUUCAGAGAAAGCCCAUAACUUCUGUGAGGAAUUGAGACAUCUUCCCCCUUUAAUUCCUUGACUUAUGAUCCAUGACUUGUUAGUGUUCGCGCUCCUAGUUGUUGCAUGUUAUUUGCUGGGCAGUAACGACGUUACCUCAGAAACUGGAUAAGCUUCAUUGAAGGUUCAUUACCAGGAAUGUCCUGUGUGUGAAACACUGCAUAGGAAUAUUCUUUGACAUUCUAGUGAGAGUUAACACAAAAGGACAAACUGUGAAACAACUUGUUCCACAUUCUGUGUUACAGUUACUUGCAUUGUAGUUACGUCGUUGAGUAAUAAAGUGAUGUUGCAAGAAUACGCCUUGAGGUCUUAUUUCACGACAGCUUCAUAGGAACAUAAGCCUCUGCCUUCAGGGUAGAAGCAGCUCAGCUUGCUGCUUGCUUCUUUUGGUUUCUUGCUUGGCUUAUUCUUCUACCCUGAAGAUGGAGGCAGUAUGUCCAAAAUGUCAGGCUGCCCCUGAACUACUGAACUGAAUGCGCUACUUUUGAUAGUCACCGUCAUGAGAACCUCAAAUGCUUGAAAUUUAUAUUCAGAUAUAGAAUAACUUCCAGUGGCACAUUAGACUACUUACAAGGACAACAGGCAUCUCUUCAAAUUCCAUAUUACCUGGUAGUAACAAAGAUGUGUUCUGUGGAUGUGGUACAGAUAUCUUAUGUAUCCUUAAUAAAAUAAUUUUGAAUAAUGGUGGUGGAUUCUUAGCUUACUCCAGAAACAUUAAUAUAUCUGAUAUGAGUGUUAUGACAGGAAGAUGACAGUGAUCUAACUUUGAAAUUUGGGUCCCCAAUCAUGACAGUAGUUCUCAGACCAUCUACGCUCGUACAGGAGCCGCUGGCUCGAGAUGUGGUUGUGAUGUUUCAUUGUUAACACUGGGUUGUAUGCAAAUAUUACAUACGUAUAUUGUGAUGUGAAUAAAAGGAACGUCAAUAACCAGUA
This is a messenger RNA of Cryptotermes secundus, 4266 nucleotides long. RefSeq names its product nucleobindin-2 (gene NUCB1). The record is from RefSeq and is a predicted model, not a curated record. Gene Ontology annotation, cellular component: endoplasmic reticulum-Golgi intermediate compartment; extracellular exosome. Lineage: Eukaryota; Metazoa; Arthropoda; Insecta; Blattodea; Kalotermitidae. The coding region runs from base 155 to 2071 and encodes 638 amino acids. The transcript is spliced from 10 exons. Gene Ontology annotation, molecular function: calcium ion binding.